This is a messenger RNA of Paramormyrops kingsleyae, 1827 nucleotides long. It is a transcript of the gene cnga1a, whose product is annotated as cyclic nucleotide gated channel subunit alpha 1a. The record is from RefSeq and is a predicted model, not a curated record. Gene Ontology annotation, biological process: monoatomic cation transmembrane transport. Gene Ontology annotation, cellular component: plasma membrane; intracellular cyclic nucleotide activated cation channel complex. NCBI's taxonomy places the organism in Eukaryota, Metazoa, Chordata, Actinopteri, Osteoglossiformes, Mormyridae. Gene Ontology annotation, molecular function: protein-containing complex binding; cGMP binding; intracellularly cAMP-activated cation channel activity.
AUGGCAGGGCUCCGUCUUAAUGCGAACAACAGCAACAACAAUGAAGAAAAACAUAAGAAGAAAAAGAAAAGGCAGAAAAAUGAAAAGAAGGAGAAUAGAGAAAAAAAGAAGGAAGAGCAGGUGAAGGAGAAGAAGAAGGAGGACCAGGAAAAGGAGAAAGAGAAAGAUAAAAAAGACGAGCCCAAAGAGCUUCUGGUCAUCGACCCAGGGAGCAGUAGGUACUAUUACUGGCUGUUUGUGAUCACCAUCCCUGUGAUGUACAACUGGAUCAUCAUCAUCGCCAGGGCCUGCUUUGAAGAACUGCAGCACAGAUACCUGGUCGCCUGGUUUAUUUGCGACUACAUAGCGGACGUGGUAUAUCUGGGUGACAUGCUCUUCAAGGCCAGGACAGCCUUUCUGGAGCAAGGCUUGCUGGUGAAGGACGAAAAGAGACUCUGCGACCGGUACCUCCUGAGCUUCCAGUUCAAAAUCGACGCUGCGUCCAUGUUGCCCACCGACGUGCUUUACCUUGUGCUCGGGCUCGACUACCCGGAGAUCCGUCUCAACAAACUACUCCGUCUGAACCGUAUGUUCGAGUUCUUCAAGCUGACCGAGACGAAGACGCACUACCCCAACCUCUUCCGCAUCUGCAACCUCGUCAUGUACAUCAUAAUCAUCUGUCACUGGAACGCCUGUCUUUACUUCUCCCUCUCCAAGUCCAUCGGGUUCGGAUCCGAUAGCUGGGUGUAUCCCGAUCCCAACCACCCCGAGUUUGGCCAGCUGCUCCGGAAGUACAGCUUCAGCCUCUAUUGGUCAACGUUGACGUUGACCACCAUCGGCGAGACCCCGUCCCCAGUGCUGGAUUCGGAGUUCUUCUUCCAUGUGACAGACUUCCUGGUCGGUGUGCUGAUCUUCGCCACCAUCGUGGGCAACAUCGCAUCCAUGAUCUCCAACAUGAACGCCGCCAGGGCAGAGUUCCAGCACCGGGUCGACUGCAUCAAGCAGUACAUGCGGGUCCGCAAGGUCAGCGUGGACCUGGAGGACCGCGUCAUCAAGUGGUUUGACUACCUUUGGCGCAGCAAGAAGGCGACUGACGAGAGACACGUGCUCAGGUACCUUCCGGACAAGCUGAAGGCCGAGAUUGCCAUUAGCGUGCACCUGGACACGCUCAAGAAGGUCCGCAUCUUCCAGGACUGCGAAGCCGGCCUCCUCAUCGAGCUGGUGCUCAAGUUACGGGCGCAGGUCUUCAGUCCUGGGGACUACAUCUGCCGCAAAGGCGACAUCGGCCGCGAGAUGUACAUCAUCAAGGACGGCAAGCUUGCUGUGGUCGCCGACGACGGCAUCACGCAAUUCGUAGUCCUCAGCGACGGGAGCUACUUCGGCGAGAUCUCAAUCCUGAACAUCAAAGGCAGCAAGGCCGGUAACCGUCGGACUGCUAAUAUCCGGAGCAUUGGCUACUCUGACCUCUACUGCCUGUCCAAGGACGACUUGAUGGAGGCGCUCACCGAAUACCCGGAGGCUAAGGGCAUGCUGGAAGACAAGGGCAGGCAGAUCCUCCUGAAGGAUGGGCUGAUCGAGCUGGACCCGGCCAAACUGAAGCCCGACACCAAGGACAUCGAGGAGAAGGUGAACCGCAUGUAUGCCGCGCUGCAGCUGAUGCACGCCAAGCUGACUCAUGCCACGGGCCGCUACGGCACCACGCUAGGGGACAUGCGCCGGAGAGUCCGUGAGAUGGAGAGGCGCGCCGGCGAGAUACCCGAGGACGAGGAGGAUGAGGAAGCUGCCGAGGCAGAAGAGAAGAAAGAAGGGGGCGCGGAAGGGGUGCAGGAGGAGAAAAGAGAGGAAUAA